Molecule: messenger RNA, 4980 nt
Organism: Anguilla rostrata (American eel)
Lineage: Eukaryota; Metazoa; Chordata; Actinopteri; Anguilliformes; Anguillidae
Product: ras-related and estrogen-regulated growth inhibitor-like
Exons: 4
Coding region: 1176-2153 (325 amino acids)
Molecular function (GO): GTPase activity; GTP binding
Source: RefSeq, a predicted model, not a curated record
CCCCCCCCACAAGCAAUUUGCAAACGGGAGUGUAAAAUAUGUACACAGAGCCGGCCCUUCUACUAGGAACUGUGCCUAGGGCCCCCAAAAGUCUAGGAACUGUUCUGUAUGUAAGGCUGCUAUUGACUAUUGCGCAGACCUGUCCUAGCAGGGUUGGGGUUAUUUCCUUUUUAGUUCUGUAAAUGCAGGCCAGUAGCUCCAUAGAGCCAUGCACAAUUGGCAAUGGUUAAUAUCUGAAGCACAUUUUGUCCUCUGACGAGCAUAUUUGGAAAUUAAGAAAUUUGAUUGACUUCCCCCGUAUUUUAGCCUGACAAGGUAAACGCUAUGUUUGACCACAUCUAACUAACAACGUAUUAUGAUGAAAAUUAGGUGGUUUGAAGUGUAGAUACUAAGUUAACAGCUGUUAGAGAAAGAACUGGCCAGCUGUGAAGUCAUUGCAGAAAAGGGGCCUUCUUAAUUGGGCAGAUACCGCAAUAUGACAUGGUAGACAGCAACUUUAAGGACAGUAGCUCUACACAAAAAUUGAUAUCAUAAAUAUGAAACGUAUGAAAACUCUUGAAUUGAGAAUUAUAACAAAAUUAAGAAAUGUAUACAUUGUGGCAUUUCACAAUUGUUUUUUUCAAUCAUCUAUUUAUUUAAUUUAGUCAGAAUAAUUCCUUCCAUGUUAACCAGGAUGACGCCUUGAAGUUUUAGUGCAGUAAAUUCAUAAUUAGGAAAAUCUUGGACUCACGCCUAAAUAUCGACGUCACUGUUCUGAUGUUUUGCUUGAGACUUUCCAGAAAGUGAAAACGUGCUCUUUAAGGUUUACAAUAUCUGUAUUUUGCUAAUCUUUUAGGGUCUGUUUUGAGACCGUCAAUCAUCAUUAUAGGCUACUACAAUGCCCGGUCACAUUAUCCUUGUUUUGGAAAGGCCAUUUGUGUUAAUUGAACACAUAUUACAUGCUAAAGCUUAGUUACAAGCCGUCCAGCCCCCCCAACUGCUUCUUCCGCGAAACGGUUCCGUUAAGUCGAGGAGAUUCAGAACUUCAGACCAUAUGCCAUUUGUGGUAGCGACGAACGGCGCACUCUCGUGAUAUGUUAGUUCACUCUAUCCAUACACCAGCAGGGGAAUAAACUGUUCAUAUUUUUGGAUUAAAAGCCAAGAUCGCUCCGAAAGCCUCAUAAUAAAAAUGAAUAAUGAUGACUACAAACUUCACAUUGCCAAGAACUUUGAGGAGAGCCGGGAGUUUGGUCUCCCCGAAAACAGUCCGUAUAGUGAUUUUGGGACAAGCAGCCGUCGGUAAGACAGCAUUGACUGUCCGAUUCAUUACCAAGAGAUUCAUUGGCGAGUACGACCCGACCCUCGAAACAAUUUACAGACAUGACCUGUCUGUAGGUGGAGACAUGGUUCGUUUUGAAAUCCUCGAUACAGCCGGGCAGGAGGAGGAUGCUCUGCUGAUUGAGGAGAAGAUUAAGUGGGGUGAUGGCUUCGUCAUUGUGUACUCGGUGACAGACAGGUGUAGCUUCAACGAGGUCAUGCGGCUGUGUUUCCUGGUCAACCACGUUCACUCCGCAGCCAGAAAGGGCAAUGCGGAGCCUCCGCCCAUCGUCAUUGUUGCCAACAAGAAGGACCUGGAGUUUGACCGCAUGGUGACCACAGAAGAUGGGGAGAACCUAUCCAAAGGCCUGAAACUGCGGUUCCACGAGGUUUCUGCUCGGGAAGGCUGUGACGAGACAGCGGCAGUGUUCCACGCACUCUGCAGGGACAUGGUCCACCUGCUCAGCUCCUCUCCCACCUCCUUCAGGAGGCGGGCCAUCUCCAAGCUGAUGGAAAAAAUCCCCCGGAUCCAUUCCAGUACCACGCUGGGCUCCGCCACCGCUUUGGGCCCCACCUCCAUGUUGGGUCCUACCGCUGUGCUGAGCUCCAGCUCCAUGUUGGGCCCCACCUCUGUGCUAAACUCCACCCCCAUGUUGGGCCCUACCGCUGUGCUGAGCUCCAGCUCCAUGUUGGGCCCCACCUCUGUGCUGAACUCCACCUCCAUGUUGGGCCCCACCUCUGUGCUGAGCUCCAGCUCCAUGCUGGGCCCUACCUCUGUGCUGAGCUCCAGCUCUGUGCUGGGCCCCUCUGGUCACAGGUUCAGCUUCAGCUCCUUCAGAGACUUCCCACAGGAUUGAAAGCAAAGGCCAUGCAUUUGGAAUACAGGAGCACUCAAUGACAGGAAGAAACCAUUGAGUUAUAUAAGCUGCUCAUCGAACGCUUUGCUCUUCACUCUCAGGCCUGACACUGCUAAAGAAAGAAAUUUCUUUGUGUCAGGAAAAUGAACUCAUUUGCAGUGCAGUUCACUCCCACAUGAACUGUUUUCUACAGUGAGUUAAUUCAAUAAUGUCAAAUCAAAUCACAUCUCUAUCAUCCCCCAUCGAAUAUUGCAAUGGAUAUGGUUACAACGGCAGAAAAAGGCACUGAAGGACUCACUUUUUUAAAAUGCCAUUUAAUUUUAUCGUUCUUUUGUCACAGAGAUUUUAAAGUGGAACCUUUGCUGCAUCUUCCUCGAUCAUAGACUUCCGUUUCAAAUGAAGCCUUGUUGAACUUGUCUGAUGGACUAAUCAAAUCUGCAAAAAGACACUGUUUGUAGAAUCAAAACAUGUUUCAUGGUAAGCAAAUGAAAGAGAAAUAUUUUAGAGUGAUCUGUCACUCUCUUCUCACUGCCACCCAAGAUAAUUUCAAUCUGACGGAGCAAAACUUGCAAACUGUUUGCAGAGCAAGAGAUAGCCUAUACAAGGGAAUUUGUUUGCAUUUAGAGGAUGUAAAGGUGCAACAUGAGCAGUCUGUGGCUCCUGAUUCUACAAGUGUUCAUUUUAAGGUGACGGUUGUAUUUAAAAAAUAAUUAUCUUGGGUUGUAAUGUACUGAUCCAUUUGAAUGACAUUUAUAUUAGUGUAUUAUGGAUCCCCUUGAAGUGACAUGCAUAAAAAAUGUUUGGACAAUCCUCUGAGCAAGAUAUUUUGAGCUGUACCAUGAGCAUGAGAUUACUUGAACAGGGUUACUCAUUUCCUGUUUGUAAGAUGCACGCAUCUUAACGUCAAAUUACAGCUUGCAUAGCUAUUGAGCAAUUUAUAAAAUUGUAUGUCUUAUUUUUUAGUCCUCAUGCCUCGGAUAUGUUAAAAUGAAUGGCAUUUCAAGUGGGUUUUUAAAAUCAAGAAAACCAUUUCACUAAAAAAGAUUAGUAAAUGUGACUUUACAUAUGAAGUGUAUCUGCAUUGCAGCAUCUGUUAGUGAUCAGUUAUUCUGGAAGACAGACUGCACUCAGUAUUAUGGCUAACAUUAGCUAUCCUAGCUUGAUUGGUUAGUACAUAAAUAAUGAUCUUAAAACCCUAGCUAGCUAAAUACAAAAAAUGAUUCAUUUUAUUUAUAACUCAACCAAGAAUUUGUUACUGUAGUUGUAGCUCAGCUAUCUCUGUGGUAUAUUCUUAUUAGCUUAUUAGAUAUUGUGGCUAAGUUGUUGAUGGAACAAUGCUUGUCUGGUUGCCUAGGCAAAUAAGCUGAUGUAGCAUUCUCAGCUGAAAAGCUGAAAACAUGCAUUGGCUAAUAUGUUUUCCUUGUAUGCAAAACCCAAAAUAUAUACAGGCCCUUUUGUAUGUAUGCCCUUCAUAAGCAUGCUUGCAAAUUUCUAAUGCUCUUCACACAAACAUUAGUCAGCAGACGUGCUAUGCAGACUUGGGUGUGACCCUCCUCCUGUCAAGUAUGUGUGACUUUGGACAAACCCUGCGUUUGUGACCCAGUAAUAGUGGAGGGAAUUUCGGGUUUGUGCAGGAGUGUGCUUUUUGGAUGCACAGUGCUCUUUAUAUGUUUAGAUUUGAGCUGCUCGGCGUUGUUGGCCCCAGACAUAGUCCUGUGCGAUUUACGGUGGCUGUUUUGUUAAAGUUAGAUUGAGAUUUAACCACAAGGUGAUUUAGUUUUUUAAUGCGUCACUAAAACUGUGUAUUUAUUAACCUCAUCAUGGUGGCCACCACAGGCCAUAAUGACACUCUGUCUUAGAGAAAGUAAAUAUGAGUCUUCUUGUAAUGUGAUCCCAAAUAAUAUGCGAGUUUAAUUUAAGUAAUUUGUGCAGUUUUGAUUGCAGUACAUAUUUCACAGACGGUUAAGUUAAUGUGGGUCUUUGAUGAUACAAAGAGAGCCUUUAAUGAGUCCCACUGGAACAAUUCAUAGUUAUUGAAACCAGAUAUCCCACCACACAGGUAGGUAUCCUUUGUAUAGAAGAGGCUUUGUGUAAAAUUGCUUUGAUGUAAGGAGCGUAACCUUCAGUAUAUCUUCUUCAGUUGUUUCAGACCAGUUCACUUACUGCUUGUGUAUACUUAUUUCUCCUUUAUCUACCAACUGCUUUCACUGAAAUGACUAAUAUAUUUUAAAAAGCAACUGGAAGAUAUUCUAUGAGAUAUAAGCUCAAUAUUAAAUAAUACUUCUAAUAUUGUUCAACUCUCUUAUACCAUGGUUCCAGACUUCCUCUCUCCUUGUGUAAAACAGGAAGAAGCAGAUUAUCAUUAUUUAUGCUUUUUUUCUUGUUUUGAGUGAGCUUUUCCUGUAAGUGCUUGGACUGUCUCACAAAUCUUCAGAUUGUGUGUCCUAGUGGAGGCCUGGGAGGAGCCAGGGGAAAAAUACCACGGACAGUGAUCCAGGGGCAGCUCCAAACAGGAAGCAAGAGUGCAGUUCCGGACUAUUUUAAUAUGAGCUCGGGAGAAGACCGCUACCACUCAGCUUCAGAGUUCUGAAUCAUCUCAAAGAUAGCAUGAGUUAGAGGGUGUUUUUAUACGAAGUCUGUAAACUGAUAAAAAUUGAAUCCUGUUACUGCAGUUGGUCUGGAUGGCAUUGGUCGAUAUUGCAGUGUUUUUUUUUUUUGUUUUUUUUUACAUGUUAGGUUGCUAUCGGCAAUUGUGCUUUUAUUGCAUUUUAUUUAUUCAUUUUUUUAUCUGAUGACGUGAGAAAAUUAAACUUGUUCACCAGCUGCA